Caretta caretta (loggerhead turtle) is the source of this 961-nucleotide messenger RNA. Lineage: Eukaryota; Metazoa; Chordata; Testudines; Cheloniidae. The record is from RefSeq and is a predicted model, not a curated record.
AUGGUAAAAGUGAUGAGGAGAGGAGGGGUAGGGGAGGCAGGCCCAGCAGGUGACUUGGGACGAAUUCCCCUCUCCCGGCAGGGUGGCUCCCUGGGCAAAGGCACGUCACUGAAAGGUGGUUCCGAUGCCGACCUCGUGGUGUUCCUCAGCUGCUUCAAAGGGUACAGCGAUCAGGAGACGAUCCGGGCAGUGAUCAUCAAGGAGAUCAAGAGGAUGCUGGAGAAGUGCCAGCAGCAGAAGCAGUUUGAGGUGUCAAUUAAGCAGUCCCGGUGGCCGAACCCCCGUGUGCUGAGCUUCAUGAUGAGUUCCAAGAUGCUCGAUGAAUCCAUAGAGUUUGACAUGCUGCCAGCCUGCAACGCCCUGUCCUCGGGUGCCAAGCCUGACUCCCAGGUGUACAAGGAGCUGAUCACAGCUACUCCCAGGGGGGGCGAGUUCUCUACCUGCUUCACUGAGCUGCAGCGGGAUUUCGUGGUGGAUCGCCGCACCAAAGUGAAAAGCCUGAUCCGCCUGGUGAAAUACUGGUACAAGCAGAGUACCUGGAAGCGGGGGAGUCCCUGCCCCCCUCAGUAUGCGCUGGAGCUCCUGUCUGUCUACGCCUGGGAGCAGGGCAGCAGGGAUCGAGCCUUCGACAUGGCCAAGGGCUUCCGGACGGUGCUGGAGCUGAGCCGGCAUUACAAGAAGCUCUGUGUCUAUUGGACCAUCAACUACAACUUUGCGGACAAGCUCCUGGAACGAUUCUUGCACCGUCAGCUCCAGAAAGACAGAUCAGUUUCCCUCCGCAUCAUGCCCCACACACCCCACUCCUGCUCCGGGCCCCUGGGGUGGUCCUGUUCAGGUCCGCACUGGGAGCGGCUGGUGGGACCAUGAAACCAGCAGCAUGGUGUGUGGACGUGACUAGUGUGCUCAGGGCUCAGUCCAGGCAGAGCAGGGAGCUCAGGGUGGGAGAUGCAGCCUGGUGCUC